Messenger RNA from Papaver somniferum (opium poppy), 2205 nucleotides. RefSeq lists its product as uncharacterized. The transcript has 2 exons. The coding region runs from base 1413 to 1943 and encodes 176 amino acids. NCBI's taxonomy places the organism in Eukaryota, Viridiplantae, Streptophyta, Magnoliopsida, Ranunculales, Papaveraceae. The record is from RefSeq and is a predicted model, not a curated record.
CAUAGGAAAAGAUCACCAACUUUUCUAGAAUUCUUAGACAACUUAGACUCUUGGAUAAUAAACUCUAAAGUUGGUCUACAUUUUAUCCAGUGGACAUUAGAUAGCUAUUGCUGGCUGUAUUGUUUCAAGUAAGCUGUUAGAUUUGAAAUUGGGUUUCAAAAUUCAAAAAUCUGAUAAUACCAAUAUUUUUGAUGGUCACUUCAGUGGUCAUUCGGGAUACCCUAUGAACUGGAUUUUCAAAUUAUUACCUCUCUUCUUUCCUGGUUUAUCAAGGCUUUAAAACUUGAAGUUGUUUUCACAAACAAUAACUCUGAGUUUCAAUCUCAAAUGGAUGCACCUAACCCAUUCAAAGCUGCUGAAAAAGUUAAGGAUAAACAAAUUCAAAGUUUCAUAGAUUCUCUAACAAAACAGAUGGAGAAAUCUAUCAUAACUACUCCUAACUUCUCUCCAAAAGUGUAUCUUAACCCCGUAAAGCUAGAAUAUCACCUGCUACUAACCGGAAGAAUACAAUUAUUGGUAGACUUUGUAGUAAAGCUUCUUAUGAUAUUACAAAAAUAAUAUAUAAAGUUAAUUUCACAUGGGAUCUUAAAGGAGGAGUUUCAUUUAAGAGAAGUAGAAGAUUUUGAUCUUCUAAAGCAAGGAGGUGCUUGGAAUAUCUUAGGUAAAUUGAUUGUUCUUGUUGAAUGUCCCAUACAAGGUCCACAUAUAAUUGAUGAAGACUGCUUAUUCAAAAGUAUGAUUUGGAUGCAUAUCAAAAACACCCCAAUAAGCUUCAUCAAUGAAGAAGAUCUCAAGUAAAUUUGUGCACCGGCAGGUGAGUAUCUGAAACAUAAGACCCUUGUGGAAGAAAUCAAGACGAAAAAAAUGUGGAGUGUCUUGUGGAAAUAAGAGUUCAACACAAUCUUCCUUUCGGAUCUGAAGUUUAUAAAGAUCCUUUUGCCAAACUUGAAUGGUUAGAGUUCCAUACAAGCUUUUCAUUCUUAAGAUAUGCAAAAGCUGUAGAUGGUUAGACCACUCAACAAAAACCUGUGAACAAGGUCUAGAAAAUCAAUCAAAAGAGAAGGAGACACCAGCCACACCACAAUCAACAACAAGCAAAGAAAAAACAAUUAUGGAGACAAAUAAGAGGGAUACACAAAGGAAAUCCUUUUCUUGCUCAUCUCCAUCAAUCCAGUUCAAGGCAGGAGAGUCAAGUUCUUCUACAAAUACUGAAAACCCAUUCGAGUUAACUGAAACGUCUUCAAAUCGGAGUAUCUUUGGGCCGAUAAAGAAGAACGUGGUAGAGGUAUUUAAAACUUCUACACAAAUUAUAGAAAAAACCCAACAUCAUGGCAAACUGAAACCAACACCGAAACCAAAUCUGAAACCGAACCAAAAACAGAAAAAUAAGGGGGGACAAUCACUCAGUCCUAAUGAACCUGAAGAUUAAGAAAAGAAAUGAGCGAAAACAAACCCUAGUUGAUCCUCUAGGAAAAAUAGGAGAAAUUGAUCCCUUUAUCUACAAUCAAAACCUAACUGCCUAUGGAAAUGCUCAUAUUCACCCACUAUUCAAGCCAUUCCAAAACUUUAAUAUGUCUGCUUUCCUCUGUAUUCAAAACCAAAAUCGAUUGAAUUCAGGAACAAAAUCUGGAGAAACACUAAAAAUUAAUAAAGGGUAUUGGAAGAGGGAGGCUAGAGAGGCAGUCGAAACCCAAUCUGCAAAAUUCCAAGAAAUAAAUGCUGAAGUUGUUAUGAACAAUGUCCCGAUGCAGAGGAAGAUAGAUGAUGAUAUGCAGAUUCAAAGUUCAAAGAAGAACAUAAACAGGGAGGAACAAAUUGAAGAAGUCAAGGAUAACAUGGAGGCACAAAAAAUCUUCAAAUCAAACAAUGAGUCCACUAUGGAGGCCACAAAAGAGGUACAGUCAGAGAAGCCAGAGGACUCUCUACUGACAGUACAACAAUAGAAGAACUGGAACAAGAGGGAGCUGAAGCAGCUUUACAAUGGGCAACAUGAUGGAGUGGACAUAGGAUUUCUUUCACAAGUGAUUCAGAACCAACUCUGGUGCUGUUGGUAGGAAUCUAUGCGGAAGCUAGAAGACAAAGAUACCAAAUCAGUGAAGAAUUUGGAAACACUAAUAAAUUUGAAAUGUACUUCCUAACAAAAGAAUUUAUGUUGGGUGAGAAAGAAAAAGUUCCGUGGGCAAUAAAACUGUCUAUUUUUUGCAA